AUGCUUCAACGAGCCGGAAUUCGGGUCCUCAGAUGCUCAAACUGCCGAUUCAUCCGACAUAGCACGGCGCUACCAGCUGGAAAGCCCAAGGAUGUUGUGGAAAAAGAGUCAAAAACCAAGAAGGAUAAAAUUUCCGCGACUCGGCUGGAAUGGGAACAGAAAAUUGCGGAUUUUUUGAGCACCGAACUGAAAAAAGAGCAUAAAAGAUAUUCGAAUGAGAAAAAGAGGAAACGAAUUGAACAUAUUGUGAUUUGGUGAGGAAUUUUGAACAUUUUGAGUGCGGUUGGACCAGGAAAAAAAAUUUUUUUUAAAGGAUUUUGGACCUUACUUUAGAUAGAGGUGAUAUUUUUUGAAAUUUUAGCCAUAUUCGAGACGAAAAAUUGGUCCCAUUGCUGGGAUUCCUCGCCAGAUUGACGCAAUCCAAAGAAGUGAUCGAUGGCUCGGCCGAUUAUGGAGAGGUGGGCUCGUUUUUAUUUGAAUUUUUAUUGUUUUAGAUAUUCACAUCGGCCCUAAAACAUGUCUCCCAUUUUUUGUCCACAAAAUCCUCGGAUUUCGAGUUUUUACGCUCUCAAGAAGCGAUUCCAUUCUUCCACAACCUUUUUGAAGUCCUGCCCGGCAUCCCAUUGACCUCGAAUGACGUCACCGGAGCUGUCGCGUUUUGCUUGGCCAAGCUGGAUGAAGUGAAAAUUUUGCCGGAAGAGGUGAAAGAACAGAGAGAACGAGUGGUACCGGGCAUACAGAGACGGUUGACGAUGGUGGUGAGUUGGUUUGGAAAGAAUUGGAGGAGAUUUUUUGAGCGGAGGUUAGGUGUGUUAUCCAUGAAAAAAAUUUGAUGAUUUAUGGUGGAAUAUGAGUGUCAAAGGUUUAUAGAAGAUGUAAGAUUAAAUUACUGGGCUUCUUUGAGGAUUUUAGUGGGUAUUGGAGCUUCUCGACCCGAAAAAAAUAGGUUUUCCUUCAAUUUUUAUAUUAUCCAUGACGAUUUUUGAUAAAUUUUGGUGAAUUGUCAUGCUUAACUUAUAAUUUUUGUCCGGUAAAUUAAAUUUUAGACUUAAUCAGGCAUCCUGGUUGUAUUUCCAAAAGAUUUUUAACUCAUUUUGACUAUAACAUCAAAUUUUUAUAUUACUUUAGACCACCUCCCACCUCCCAAAACAGAACCGAAUCUUCUUCAACGACCCUGAAUUUGACAUCAUCAAGGAGUACAUUCAACGGGGAUUUGAUCGUAUCCCCCGCGAAGAGCCGGAAGAAUCCAUAAAAUACGGUAAUUGCCCUCUGGCGGAGAGCCUUAAUGCACCGUGCAGUGAAGAGGAAUAUCAAGGAAACCCGUUCAUAACACAAAGUUGGACCAAACAGGAAUUGAAACAAAGGAUCAGAGAGCUCCUCCUGAGAGAGCAGAAUUAUUGUAUCGCGGUGGAAAAUUUCGCAAGAAACUCGAUUGAACGGCCAAUGGAAGUUUUGCUGAAAGAAUGGCAAUGGAAGGAGGCGAUUCAAAAUACAUUUGAAGUUAUGCGAGGAAAAGUCUCACAGGUUAAUGGUAAGGAGUUUUGGAAUGAUUGGUUGGGAUUAUUGGACUUUUUUUUUGAAAAAAAUUGGAUUUGAUGGGUAGUGUAAUAUAAUUUUUGAAAUUUUUGGUUCGAAAGGUAAAGUUUUUGCUUUGGAAUUUAAAAUGGACCCUUUUGAAGGAAAAUUAGGGCAUUUGACAGCCAGUUUGGAUAAGAAAAUUUUUGAUUUUUGAUCAAAUUUAUAUUGAUCUUGUCCUAAACCUAGUGUAAAGAAAUUUUCUUUAAAAAAAUUUUUUUAUUACUUUAAUUUUUUUUUAUAAAGGUGUCAAACUUUAUGUGGCGUAUUUUACAUUUUUACACUUUAUUCAUUCAGAGAAUUUUUUUUUGUUACAGUACCUAGUGUAAUAUAAUUUUUGAAAUUUUUGGUUCGAAAGGCAAAUUUUUUUCUUUGGAAUUAAAAAUUUACCCUUUUUAAGGAAAAUUAGGGCAUUUGACAGCCAGGUUGGAUAAGAAAAUUUUAGAUUUUUGAUCAAAUUUAUAUUGAUCUUGUCCUAAACCUUGUGUAAAAAAUUUCUUUAAAAAAAUUUUUUUGUUGCCUUAAAUUUUUUUUGAUAACGGUGUGACACUUAUCAUGGCGUAUUUUACAUUUUUACACUUUAUUUUAUUCAUUCUGAGAAAUUUUUUUAUUACAGUACCUAGUGUAAUAUAAUUUUUUUCAGUUACCCUCUUCAUCAACGGUCUGAACCCGGAGAAAGUCUCGGAGCGCCUUUUCGAAGUCAUGAAUGUAGCUCUCUGCACUGGCCAGAAAGUCCUGGCCAUCCCGGAGCUCGAAACCGCCUUGGCGCAUUCGAUUCUGGACUUGGCGCACUCCGAAUUCACCUCAAAUGUCCUCAAAAAUUCGUCGGAAAUAUUCGCCGAGGUCUUUGAGGAGUUUCUCAGGUACUUUGAGAGAGAUUCGGAGUUGCCGCGAACCUAUAGCCUCAGGGAAUGGUGGCAUAAAAGUGCUGCGAAGGCAAGAGUUGACCCAAAUUUCCAUGUCCCUCUUGGAGGCGUCUCAAAAGCAAGCACAGAGGAACUGGGAAGCUUUUUAUUGUCGGUGGUGAUGAACUCUUGCUUCGUACCGCCGAAUAAAUUGAGGAGAAGUGAGUUGAGAAUUUUUGGGAAUUUUGAUUUUUUUUUUUUUUUGAGUUUAUAUUGUUUUAGGUGAUUUUGAGGGAAAAUGUGGGUAAUUUCAAGAUUUUUGUUGAUUUUGUGGGAGAAUGAGCUAUUUGAAAACAAAAUUUUAGGGUUUUAUUAGGUAUAAAAUGGUGUUUGAAUAUUGUUUUUGACGAUUUUGAUAUUAUUUUAAGGAAUUUUGAGGAAUGGAUUUGAAAAUGAUGAAAAUUGUGGAAUAGAGUAUUUUUUUAUAUUUUUUCGGUUUUGAUUUUGGACUUUUAUCCAAAUUUUUGAGCGAUUUUUGGAUAUUAUUUUAGGUAACUUUGAUUAGUUUAGGUUAUUUUAGGGCUUUAGAAGGGUAAAAUACGUUUUGGCUAGGCUUUAUAAUAUAAGAAAAUUAUCCUUAGCAUAUUAUUUGAGUAUUGUGAUACGUUGAGUUUGAGAUUUGAGAAUUUUUUUUAUUGUCCAUGACAUACAGUGACGGACCUGAUCCCGUGGCAAAAAACGUAUCAUUUUGCAUCCCCGAAGUAUGAAAAAAUGUAGCAAACGCCUCCCUCACUCCGUUUUGAAGAGCGCGCUUUUGAAAUCGGAGUUUUUUCACUUGGAGAGGGAGGUAUUUUGCCACAUUUUUUAUACUUCCUGGAUUCAAAAUGGUACUUUUUUUGCCACUGGAUCAGAUCCGCCAAUGUAAAAAAUUUUUUUAAAAAUUUUUUUUUGAAAAUUUAUGUUUUACUUUGUAGGAAAAAGAGGAAAUGUGAAAGCAUUUUCCUUCCGCAACGUCAACAUUGAAGAGAAGUCGGAGUGGCUGGAGAAUUCGUACAAAAUCAAUGUCAACAAAAUGCUGGAAGUCCACCCAAUUCUAGUCGAAUUAAUCGAACAGCAUCAAUUCAAAAAAUUGCUUUUCCCCUUCCAUGAGCUGCCUACUACUGUAAGAGAGAUUUUGCAAAAAAAAUUUGGAUUUUUGAACCAUUUUUAUUUAUUUUUUGGACAAAAUUUUACAGUUUUUUUAAUUUUAGCUACCACCUCGACCCUGGAUGGAUAAAGGGCAAUGUGGACCAAUGUAUACGAAAGAAUCGGAACCCCUGAGGAAUCUGUAUGACUUCAAGGACGUAAAUGUGAAUGUGGAGAUGAGGAAGAGGAUCAGAGAUGGGUAAGAGGGGACCUGGGAUAUUGUAGUAGGUAGAGGUGGGAUUUUUGGUGAUUUUUUGGGGUUUUGCUGAGAAAGGAAGGGCGAGAUGGGUGUUUUUGGAAGCUUAAGAGUGUUGAGGACCCUGCGGAGGAGAUUUGAAAGAUUGGCGAUAUUGUAGUAGAUAUGGUGGAGGUAUAAAUUGAUAUUUUGAAAAAUCAUUUUUUUUUUAUUUUGUUGAUUUAGAUUGAAGAAUCAGGUGGUAAGAGAUGUUACGGGGUGGUUUGUGAGGUGUCAGGGCUUUAGAAAAGAUAUUUAUUACGAUUUUUAAAUUGUAGUAGGUGUAAAAGGGUAAAUUUGCGAAUUUUGUUUAGUUUUCAAGUAAAAUAUAAACUAGAAUUGAUGAUAAACAGAUUAUUACAGGGUAAAAUACGUUUCCAAUGGUUUCCAAUUGUUUAUUUAGGUUUGGAUUGAUGAUUUUUACCUUAUUUUUGCCUUCAGGUCCCAAGCCCGUCCAGUUUUCGACGCGUUGAAUGAUUUGGGCUCAACGCCAUGGAUCCUGAACCAAGCGACUCUUCAGGAACUGACCCACGCUUUUGAUUUGUCAUUCAACAAAGAACAAAAAGAAGUCCUCCACAAUUUGGCGAUCCCAAUGCACCCCAGCACAGUUCAAGUCCCGAGUUUCGAAGAGGAAUUUGGAGCCCAUCGAAAAGUGGCCGACGUACCGAGUGUUGAAUUUAUCGAGUUCUCGAAGAAACAAUACGAGGCUAGCAAGGAAAGGUAGGAUUUUUUUUUAAAUUUUUGGGAAUUUUUCGAUUUUUUUGGGAUUUUUGAAUUUUUUUUGUAAGAGUACCCCAAGUGUAAAUUUUCGAUUUGCCUCAAAUUUGGCAGAUGGAGUCUGUGUAGGCCGCAGAUGAAUCCCUGAAAAUUUUAGCGCGUGAUUUGCAAGAAGGGUUGAGAUAUUCAGCGAUUUUUUUGGGAUUUUUUGAGAGAGUACAGAAAUUGAGGAGACGGUCAAAGAAAAAUUGUUUUUUUUGACUGUAAUUUUAUGGAUUUUUCGAUAGAAAAAAUUGGUUUUAGGUAGAAUUGGGGUAGUAUUUACUAAAAAUAGAACAAAUUUUUUGAGUUUGAUUUUUUUUUUUUUUUUUUUUUUUUGAAAAUUCGAAAUUUGACCGAAGCUCGGCUAAAAAUUUUUGUUUAUGUCUUGGAAAAAUUUUAUCUGUAGUUUUAUGUCAAGUGUCAAAGAAAAUUUGAAAAAAAAAAUUUUUUUUUACCUAGUACAAUAUAAUUUUUUCACUGAAAAAAUUUCUUUUCCAGAAAUGAAACAAAUUCUCUCUGGUACUGGCUAAUGUACCGACUAGUCUUGGCGCGCCACUUCCGCGACGAAAUCCUCUACUUCCCGCAUAAUAUGGACUUCCGCGGCCGCGUCUACCCGAUCUCCCCGCACCUGAAUCACAUGGGAGACGAUAUAAAUCGAUCGCUCCUGAAAUUCGCCCGCGGCAAGGAGAUGGGAAAGAGCGGUUUCGACUGGCUCAAAAUCCACUGCAUCAACUUGACAGGCUUGCUGAAACGAGAGUCAAUCGAGAGCCGGCUAGCGUACGCCACAACGAAUUUGGGCCUGAUUUGCGAUUCGGCCGAGAAUCCCUGGACCGGCCGAAAGUGGUGGAUGCAGUCGGAGGAGCCGUGGCAAACUCUCGCCGCUUGCAUAGAAAUUCGAGAUGUUUUACAGAGCGGAAUCGACCCACGAAGAUUUGUUUCCCACCUCCCAAUUCAUCAGGAUGGAAGCUGCAACGGAUUUCAGCACUACGCAGCCAUGGGAAGGGACUUGAAAGGCGCCGCUGAAGUGAAUUUGAUCCCAAGUGAGAAGCCGGCGGAUAUUUAUAGCAGUGUCGCAAGCAGGUGGGGAUUUUUGAGGAUUUUUUUUGAGUUGAAGAGGGCAUUUUUUGUCAUGGAUAACAUCAAAAAAAAAAUUUUUUUUUUUUUUUUUUUUGAGUAUUAGUUAAAAUUUUGGUUAAUAAUGAUGAAAAACGGUUUUGGAUUUGAUUUGUAAUUCUUUUUUGAUUUCGCUUAUUAUUUUUUGAAAUAAUUCUAAACGCAGGGGCCAAUGCGCUAUCUGAAAGUUUGCUGAAAGUUAGCUGAAAAUGGUAGGGCGCAGCUCGGAAAACAACGUUUCGCAGCUCGCCGGAGCUAAGUUUCGGCUUGUUUUCGAGCUGCGCCCAAGACGCGAGCUGCGCCCGUGCAAAUUCUCCGAGCUGCGCCCUAUGAUUUUCAGCAAACUUUCAGAUAGCGCAUUGGCCCCAGUUGACAAAAUGUGUGAAGUAAAAUACGUUGAAUAGUAUCUUGAUUAAAAAUUUGCAGAGCUUUUAGUAAUUAUUUUUGGAAAAUACCGUAGUUUUCAGUUUAAAAAAUCUUGUCCUUGGCUGAAAACGAAAAAAAAUAGUUUUUUUUUUUUUUGAUAGUGAUUGGUAAAAUACGCAUUUUUUAGAUUUGGCAUUCUAAGAAAUGGUUUAUAUUAAAUUGCACGGUGCGAAAUGAGGGCUUUUUUGCACGGUGCGGGCCGCAAAAAAAAUGUCCGAGCACUUUAUGAGGAUUCUGAUAGCUGUGAUUUUCGUGUUUCAUUGUAUAUCUUUUUACAGGGGAAGUACUCCAAGUGCGACGCUCAGAUUUUCUUUAAAUCUUGCACACACGUCGGGUAUGGACUAAAUAUCAAUUCCUGAAAGUUUUAGCUCGCGCUUUGCGGGUGCCGCCGAGAUAUCGAACGAUUUUUUACCGCCGAGAGAGCACGCUAAACGUGGAGAGCGGUCAGAGAGAAAAACGCUUUUUGGCCAUAACUUUGGCAGUUUCGUGCGGAAAACUUUGAUUUUUUGUAGAAACAUUAUUCUUUACGGUGGAAAUAGGCAUGAAACUUUGCGUGCCGAAAUUCGGCAAAAAUUCCAAAAUUUUCGCCGACUUUCGAUCUAAAAAUCUCGGUCGUUUCUGCAAAACGCGAGCUAGGGUUCUCGCAUAUAUCUUAGAAAAAAUUAUUCUAAAUUUGUGCCAAGUUUCAUCAAAAUCUGAGCGUCGCACUUGGACUACUUCCCCUGUUAAUAAAAUUUUUCGAUUUUUCAGAGUGGAAGAAAAACGCCAAGCCCACGAAAAUUGCGAUGACGAAAAGACCCGAGAACUCGCCCAAGAUCUCCGCAAUUAUCUCCAUGAUUCCAUGCCCAGAAAAGUCAUCAAACAAACGGUUAUGACCACUGUCUACGGAGUGACAAGAUUUGGCGCGGUUCUGCAAAUCAAAAAACAGCUGAAAGCACUGGGAAUCCCAGGCGAAAAAGUGAGAUUUUUUGAAAAUUUUUGAAAUUUUUUGGCUCAAAGAUAGUUGUAAAUGACCUGAUUUGUCAUUUUUUAGCUGGGAAAGUUCUCCUCGUACAUAUCGGACCUCACUCUGGACAGUUUGAACGAAAGUUUUCAGGCCUCAAUGUAAGUGGAAUAUAAUUUUUGUGGAAUUUUUGCGAAAUUUAGAGCUUGAUUGACGGUUUAUGUUCCAGGCAGAUGAAAGAUUGGUUCAGAAGCUGUGUUUCGGUCUCAACGAAACUCAUGAGACCGAUUGAAUGGACCACUCCGUUGGGCUUGCCAGUAGCUCAACCGUAUGUUAAAGCGGCCAAAAAACACAAUAAAUUGUGUUUAGUACCUAUACUCAGCAAACAGGUAGGAUUUUUGGAGCAUUUGAGGGGUUUUGAAGGGGAAAUUGGAGGUUUUGGAAGUUAAAAUUGCCAUGGAUAAUAUAAUUUUUUUUUGGAAAAUAGCUUUAAUUUAGAAGGUUUUAAGUGUGCUGAUGACUGUUAGAGGCUUUUGAAAGGUUUGAGAGGUAGAGAGUUUGAGUUUUGAUAUAAAAUUUUCCCAUGGAUAAUAUAAAUUUUGUCAUGGAUAAUAUAAUUUGUGAAAAAAAUAACUGUAUUUUAGAAGAUUUUAGGUAUACUGAUGACUGUUAGAGGCUUCUGAAAGCGUUGAGAGGUCGAGGGUUUAAGUUUUGAUAUAAAAUUUUAUCAUGGAUAAUAUAAUUUCUAUCGAAAAAGUGCUUUUAAUGGUCUUUAUUACUUAGAUUAUGCCUAUUUUUAAAUCUAGAAAGCAUUUAGAUGACAGAAAAUUAAGUUUGACAUCAACUUUUACCGUGAAGAAUAUAAGUUUUGUCAUGGAUAAUAUAAAUUUUCUCAAAAUUUGCAGACAAAUGCCUUCCCUCCGAACUUUGUGCACUCCCUAGACUCCACUCACAUGAUGCUGACCGCCUUGAACUGCAAAAAGUAUGGGUUAACAUUCGCCGCAGUUCACGAUUGCUUCUGGACGCACUCGUGUGAUGUGGAAAAGAUGAACGAAAUCUGCAGAGAACAGUUCAUCGCGCUGCAUUCUAGUCCAAUCGUGGAGGAUUUGGCGAGAGUGAGUGGGAUUUUGAAAGUUUUUUUUGGGAAAUUUUUUCAAAAAUUUAAUUUUUUUUAUUUUUUUUUUUUUUUAAUUUUUUCAGGACCUCCGACAAACAUUCGUCCCGCCAAGUCUGGCCCGACUUCUCGACCCAAACACCCUCAGGGAAAUUGAUGAAAAGUUGACUCCCAACAUUGAAAAAGGAGAGCUGGACCUCAAUUGUAUCAAGGAUUCGGUCUACUUUUUCAGCUGA
Messenger RNA from Bursaphelenchus xylophilus (pine wood nematode), 8431 nucleotides. Lineage: Eukaryota; Metazoa; Nematoda; Chromadorea; Rhabditida; Aphelenchoididae. The record is from the annotation of a GenBank genome assembly.